AAAAGUGUUCCGAUUCCACAGCAUUGGGAGAAUGAUCAUUGAAGGACGCAGCGACGUAGGAGGACUCGAAAAUUCUCGGAUCGAAAUGGCCGCCGUCGAAGCGAGCCAUCAGCGACCCCUCAGCCUCGUCUCUCUCAUCUCCGCCUGCUUCCUCGUCGCGUCCUCCUGUGCUUCUCUGCGUCCCGACGCGCGUCUCCUCGGCGUUCACCCAUUGGACGAGAAAUUUUAUGCAGCAGAGGUUAUCAAAUGCAGGGACGGCUCCAAAUCCUUCACGAAAGACCAUCUGAACGACGAUUUUUGUGACUGCUUUGAUGGAACGGACGAGCCAGGAACUUCGGCUUGUCCAGCAGCAAAAUUUUAUUGCAGAAACGUGGGUAGUACACCUAAGUUCAUAUACUCUUCUCAAGUAAAUGAUUAUUUUUGUGAUUGCUGUGAUGGAAGUGAUGAGUAUGAUGGUAGGCUCAAAUGUCCCAAUAUAUGCAUAAUGGGAGGAAAUGUUGAGUAUAAAGCUGAAAACUAUGCAACAACAACAACCAUUUUGGGCAUUGACAAUAAAGAACCCAAGAAUGGAAUGACCUUAGAUGAAUUAAUCCAAAAGCUCAAAGGAUUGAAGAUUGUGAUUGUAGUUCAGGUGCUUCUUAUCAGUUGUCUGUUGAUUUUCCAACUUUUACGUCGGCGCAACAAACAAAGAAGGAAACGUACUCGUCGAUUUAGUUCGCUAUGUGGCCAUUAAUGACAUCCAGGUUUUCUCUUUGACCAUAUUUAUGUGGAUUCCUGGGGUGGCAUUUGUGUCUAAAUUAUGACUUUGCUGAACUGCCAAACCUCACCUGGGCCGAUACGCAAGUUGGACGCAAGUUCUGUAGUACCCGACAUCAUACUGGUCAUUGGUUCAAUGACAGAAGAGUGCAGGGAAGGUUUUUGUAUGUUUAGAUGUUUUAUAUACAAACUCCUUGCUGACAUGGUGGCCAUGAUGUGAAAUUGACAUAACUAGUUCUAAGUAGACAGGACUACAAGGUGAGGAAAAUCACAUGGAAAACUUCUUAGUUUUACAUCUAAUAAUCCGGCGAGGUGAUAGGGCUCAAAUGUGAGGAUGGCUUAGUUGUUCAGUCAGUAAUGAAGACAUUCCUGUUAUCAUCCUAAUGUUCGAAAGCUUGG
This is a messenger RNA of Rhodamnia argentea, 1155 nucleotides long. RefSeq names its product glucosidase 2 subunit beta. The record is from RefSeq and is a predicted model, not a curated record. Gene Ontology annotation, cellular component: glucosidase II complex. Lineage: Eukaryota; Viridiplantae; Streptophyta; Magnoliopsida; Myrtales; Myrtaceae. The transcript has 6 exons. Gene Ontology annotation, biological process: N-glycan processing. Bases 32 to 733 code for a protein of 233 amino acids.